Molecule: messenger RNA, 204 nt
Organism: Uncinocarpus reesii 1704
Lineage: Eukaryota; Fungi; Ascomycota; Eurotiomycetes; Onygenales; Onygenaceae
Exons: 2
Coding region: 1-204 (67 amino acids)
Source: RefSeq, a predicted model, not a curated record
AUGACAGAUGGACUGGAGACAUCAAGAGCUGAAUCAUCAUCCUCUGGUGGUUUGGACAUGUUUGAUGAAACAGAAGACAAGUCUACACCAAAAGUGAAAGUGAAGAUGAUAAUGAGUAGGACUGACCUUCUGGACAUCCUUCAAAUAUCAACUCUUGAGGAGUUUUAUGCCUUCCUUAAGAGAUCUACAAUAAAGCUGUACUGA